AUGUUUUAAUUGUGUACAUGCAUUUACAAAUUUUCGAAAUUAAAAGUUUUUGCUAAUCAACUCACAAAAUCAAUAGAUAAUGCCUAAAAAAAUGUUGCAUUUGCUCAUUUUCUACCUAAAAAUUGGACUGAAAAGUAAGUAAAAGAAUACUUUGAUCCUCAGGAUAAAUUGAUAAAAAGAAGUAGAAAUAAAAAAAAAUAAUAGUUUAGCUGAUUAAAGAUUCCUUUGAUAAUCCCACUGGGAAAGCGAUUAUAGAAAUGGAAUCAGAAUAAAUUGCCCAAAAAUUCAUAAAAGAACAUCAUGAAAAUUACAUUGACACUAAAGAUGUUUUAUAAUAAAUAGUUGUUAAACCUUUUAGUUUGAAAAAAGAAAAAAAUAAAAUAGAUAUUAAAAGAAGCGAUAAAUAAGCUUAUAUUACAGGUUUGCCAAGAUCAAUGAAAAAUGAGGAUUUUCUAGAUUUACUAAUUGAUUUUGGUGAGAUAGAGAAAAUACAGAUUCCAAAAGAUCCAAAUUAGGAUUUCAAUAAGGGAUAUGCAUUUGUCUUAUUUAAAAAGGUUGAAGAUGCAUAAAAAUUUUAGACAUUUAUGAAUGGAAAAGAAUUUAUGGGAAAGAAAUUAGGGUAAAAAAAUAAUUUAUGAUUAGAGUUUAACUAAAGCUUUUCAGAUUUGAUAGCUAAAAACAGAAUUUUAAAAAAGAAAAGGUACAAGAUGGAGAUUUUCAAUAUGAAUAAAAUAAAGCUAAUUAUAGCAAUUUAUAAAAGUAAUUUGAAAUUGAUUGA
Paramecium sonneborni is the source of this 778-nucleotide messenger RNA. The record is from the annotation of a GenBank genome assembly. Lineage: Eukaryota; Ciliophora; Oligohymenophorea; Peniculida; Parameciidae.